Molecule: messenger RNA, 963 nt
Organism: Anisakis simplex (herring worm)
Lineage: Eukaryota; Metazoa; Nematoda; Chromadorea; Rhabditida; Anisakidae
Source: the annotation of a GenBank genome assembly
AUGAAUGCAACGGAUCCUUCCGGUGAACGACCAUUCGAAGCAAUGUUGCCUCUGAGGAACAACAGUACUCAAUUCGAUGAAUCCAGUGAGAUAAAUCCUGAAGCAGUGUCUUACAUUGUGAACGGGUAUCUUACGGCUAUCUGUAUCAUAACCGGAAUUCCACUGAAUACUUUCAGCGUCAAAGUUUUCGUUCAUCAGCAGGGCAGAUCCAUACCGGCUAUGCAUUAUUAUUUGGUAAUAUCAAUAAUAUAUUUGACCAUUUGGCAAACGUUAUUGCUUUGCAAUGCCUUUGUAAUGUACUGUUUACCGACGUUACUGUACGGAUGCGUUAUAUCUGAAGGAUUAUAUGUGUAUAUCUAUCCAUUUGUUUAUACGUUAGCUAAUGCAACACAUACUGCCGCGAUUUGGGUUAUUCUUGCGCUAACGAUUGAUCGUUAUUUGGCACUUUGUAAACCGCUCACUCAUAUGGUCAAUGUUCAGAAAAGUAAAGUGAAACGAAUUAUGACAGCCAUCUCAAUUGGUGCCAUUCUCUUCUCAGCGCCUCGUUUCUUUGAAGUUCGCAUCACUACAGUUUGUGAUGACGACGCCUCAUCUCAAAUCAUCAAUGAAACACUGACCAAUUCAAGCAACUGUGAACCGGGUGUUUUAAGGACUGAAAUCGCGCAGAACGUUAUUUAUUGGGGUGUGUACCACAUUGGAAUGGCUAUAGUAGCCGAUCGCAAAUCGAAUAUUAUGCUGGCCGUUUUGAUGGCAAAAUUUUUGGUCGCUGAUCUUCUACCGACCGUGAUCGAUGUUCUUGAGCAGGUUUCAGGAUUUGUUCAAUAUUUCAUGCAUUCUUUGCGUCAAUCUCCACGAAAUAGUCCUCAUAUUCACUUGAAUUUCAUUAUGUUAUUGACUUCAUAUUCAGUAUGUUCUUCAAAUAAGCUUAAAAUGACUAUUUUCUUUUGCAUCCUGAAUAUAUGA